This is a messenger RNA of Insectozyma verbasci, 975 nucleotides long. The record is from the annotation of a GenBank genome assembly. NCBI's taxonomy places the organism in Eukaryota, Fungi, Ascomycota, Pichiomycetes, Serinales, Debaryomycetaceae.
AUGUCAUAUUUCGAUACUUUUAAUAAGAACUUAGAUAUACCUAAUUGUUUAACACCUAACAAUUUUGAAGAUUCAAUUAGUUCCAAAGUGAAAUCAAUUUCCUCAAAUUUAAACUGUUUCUCAUCUUCAACAUCUACUCAACCACCAUUAUCUCCUCCUUUAUCACCAUAUCAAAGAAAUUUAACAUUAUAUAGUAAACUGCAACCUUCAAAUUAUAACAUACAAUCAGUUAAACAAUUACCAAGUUAUUUACCAUCAAAAUCAGAAUUUAAAAUAGAAAAUUAUAAAGAUUAUAAAUUGACCAUAAAUAUAAAACCAAUUACAAAAAGCUAUUAUCAUGAUCAAUUAUCAUUUUUAGAUAAAUAUUCAACAAUUGCAUCAAACGAAGAAAGAAAUAAAAAAAUAAAUAAUUUGCCAACUAGAUCAUACAAGAAAAGAAAUGUAUAUUAUUACGAUUCUCCAACUGAUGAUGAAACUAGAGUUAGAACAAGAAGAAUUCAUAAACAAGUAGAUUCAAAUACAGAUGACGAAAUAUCAUUACCAAUUUUAUCAUCACCAAAAAGAAGAAAAGUAAAUACUACACCAACAGUUAAUUCACAACAACAAUCAUUAAUAGAUGAUUCAAUUCCUGAUUAUUCACCAGAUUAUUCUACCUUGCCUUCAAAUAAUCCAAAAUGUUUAAAAAUUGAAUGGAAAGGUCAACCUAUGGAUUUAUCAAAUGAUCCAAAUAUUGAUAAAUUACAUCCUGCUGAAGUUUUAUUAGCUAGUAUUUUAAGAUUACCUGUUAUAAUAUAUUUAGACUCAAAAAAGAGAUUAUUUUUUGAAAAAGUUUCAAGGAUGAAAAUUGGUAAACAAUUUAGAAGAACAGAUGCUCAAAAAGCAUGUAGGAUAGAUGUCAAUAAAGCAAGUAGAUUAUUUGCAGCUUUUGAAAAAGUUGGAUGGUUAAAUGAUGAGUUAUUUGAAAAAUAUUUAUAA